Molecule: messenger RNA, 1407 nt
Organism: Ruditapes philippinarum (Manila clam)
Lineage: Eukaryota; Metazoa; Mollusca; Bivalvia; Venerida; Veneridae
Product: interferon-induced protein 44-like
Exons: 7
Coding region: 384-1247 (287 amino acids)
Source: RefSeq, a predicted model, not a curated record
UACAUAUAAUGCGCUUCUUGAAUUAUGUAAUCCGUUUAGAAAUUUUCCUGGCUGAUUAUUAAUUAACGAUAAACUUGGCGUUUUUAUUUUACGACAUUACUUGCAUAAAUAAUGAGAAUAAAAAUGCUUAAAAAGUAAUUCUUAAUUUGCCGACACACAUUUAGCAGGUAAAGUUUAGUUUCUUUAAUUCCUUGUAAAUUUUACGAGUGACAAACAGCGAACGGUACCUUUAUUUAGAAAACAAUGGGACAAGAACAGUCAGUUUUAGAUGCUUUCAAGGUACGACAGCCAGCAGUCGAGAUUGAAUCUUUUCUAGGAAAUUUAUCAGGACAUCAUAUAUUUAGAGAAAUUUAUCGGGCCCAAAGGCUCAGUGCUACUGGCCCAUGGCGGCAACCUUCAGACUGGAGCGCCGAGAUAUUUUCGUCGUGUCCGUAUUCGAAAGUGAGAGGAUUUGUAACCCCGUAAAUGAUAACACUUACAAGCUUGAACAAUCCAUAUUAUCCGAAAUAAGAGAAUUACAGCCGGAGAAAAAGCCAAAUCUGUUGAUGCUAGGUCCAGUGGGAGCAGGAAAAUCCAGUUUUAUCAAUUCCAUUUUAAGUAUUGGAAAAGGACGAAAAUGUGCACUGGCAGCAACAGGUGAUACAGGGGAUGCGAGCUGGACACUAGAUCUCGGACGGUAUACCGAGGGGAGUUUGUUAAGACGAUACCGCCUGUUUGAUUCAAUGGGAAUUGAGCCAUGUGAUGGACACGGCUUUCAUACAGAUGACCUGACGUUCUUAAUAAAAGGGCAUGUCAAAAAUGGAUACAUGUUUAAUCCUGCCAGUCCAAUCACUAAGACAAGCUCCUAUUUUAGACGCAACCCUACAUUUCAAGACCAAAUGCAUUGUGUUAUCUUUGUUAUGAGUGCAACAGCCAUACACGCUGGGAUUCCAUCAGCGUAUGUACAGAAGAUUAAACAAUUACAAGACAAAAUAACGCGAGAACAUAUCCCACGGAUCUUGAUUUUGACAAAAGUCGAUGAGCUGUGUGAUGAAGUAGCGAAAGAUAUCACAAAAAUGUUUUGGAGCGUUAAGGUUCAGGAUGUCAUAAAAGCAGCAAGUGAAAUGUUCGGGAUCGAGCAGUCAUCAAUUCAUCCGGUCAAAAAUUAUGAGGUUGAUUUUGAUAUAGAAACUCAGACAAACAUACCGCUAUUACUUGCCCUAAGACAAACAAUGCAGUAUGCAGCAGACAGAAUACAGAAAGAUUAAAUACAAACACUUAAUAAAAUACCAAAUGCAUGUUAUGGCUUUAUUGUGUUCUUAAUAAAAGCGUGUUUGUGUUACAACAUACUUACUGAGUUAUUUGUUAAAAGAAUAAUGUAUGGUACCAUGUUAUAAUAAAAUUGUCGUGGACUUAUGCCGAAAUAGA